Messenger RNA from Lentinula edodes (shiitake mushroom), 1277 nucleotides. Its product is annotated as ATP synthase. NCBI's taxonomy places the organism in Eukaryota, Fungi, Basidiomycota, Agaricomycetes, Agaricales, Omphalotaceae. The record is from RefSeq and is a predicted model, not a curated record. The transcript has 5 exons. The coding region runs from base 223 to 852 and encodes 209 amino acids. Gene Ontology annotation, biological process: proton motive force-driven ATP synthesis. Gene Ontology annotation, molecular function: proton transmembrane transporter activity.
AAAGCGCCUAAACAGACGCCUUCGUGCGAUUUCGGAUGCCAAAGUUCCCACAACCUCGAUUUACGCUCUUUCUGAAACUAUGGCCUCUAGACUUGCUGUCGGCAACUUGAGGGCUGCAGGUGGGACUAGGAAUGUUUUGUUCAUCGACAGUGACGUUGACCUCCCUAACUAGCUCGGCCCAGGGUGGUCGCUGCAGUACAAAAUGCAUUUCCUUCGCGUUCUAUGAGUUCCUCCAAUCCCCCACCUCCUUCCGAACGCGCCUCGGAAAUUAUUAACAAACUUCCUUCGUCACCUAACCUCAUCACGAAGACUGGUACCGCUCUUCUUGGAACCGGUUUGGCUGCUGCUGCAAUCUCUCAGGAGCUGUAUGUGGUGAAUGAGGAAACUAUCGUUCUCAUUGGCUCUGCUAUGUUCCUUGCUUUCAUGGCCAAGGCUCUCCGUGAACCCUACGCCAACUGGGCCGAAAGUCAGGUACAAAAAAUCAAAGGUGUUUUGGAUACAGCUCGGGCAGAGCAUACUCAAGCUGUCAAAGACCGUAUCGACUCUGUUGGCCAAAUGAAGGAUGUUGUUGCCCUCACCCAAAGCCUUUUUGCUCUUUCCAAAGAAACCGCUCAGAUUGAGGCUGAGGCAUUCGUUCAAAAGCAGAAGGUGGUUAUGGCAUCUGAGCUCAAGUCUGUCCUUGACAGUUGGGUACGCUACGAGCAACAGCAGAAGGAGAGUGAGCAGGCGGAUCUCACCAAAUCUGUCAUUGACAAGGUCCUGGCCAACUUAAAGGACGAGAAGACACAGCGGGAUCUCCUUUUAUCGGCGGUCGCAGAGGUUGAGCAGAUGGUCAAGAACAAGGCUGUAUAAUCGUUCAGAAACUAGAUACAUACGACUGCGAAUUCAAUCGUCUUUCCAUCUUUACCUCCUGAAGUCCUCGUGCUCUUCAGAUUAUGCUUUCCCGGUCAACGUCCAGCCCGCCGUGUCGGAUCUCAUUCUAAUCUCUCUGGUCUGAGCAAAUGCCCUUCUCUGUUAAGUUGAGUUGUUUCUGCGACGCUUAUGCAAAAUUGGCCUACUUUCAAUACUACAUGCAUCACAAGCCAUCAUAUGGCUAAGCCUCUGUCAGUAUAGUCAUCUGUUUCAGUACGUCGUACAUGUCAUCUUUGGCUUUGGGCCCUUUUGUUACAUCCAUCUUCACGUUGAGGGCUUCCCUUCUAGUGGAAAGGACGCAGUCAUAACGUGCAUUGAGCUUAAUCUCCAUGUACAUAUCUCUUUAACGAGUCCUUGAGGCCCAU